This is a messenger RNA of Belonocnema kinseyi, 2483 nucleotides long. RefSeq names its product adenosine deaminase 2-like. Gene Ontology annotation, molecular function: adenosine deaminase activity. Gene Ontology annotation, biological process: inosine biosynthetic process; adenosine catabolic process. The record is from RefSeq and is a predicted model, not a curated record. NCBI's taxonomy places the organism in Eukaryota, Metazoa, Arthropoda, Insecta, Hymenoptera, Cynipidae. The transcript is spliced from 5 exons. Bases 98 to 1654 code for a protein of 518 amino acids.
ACUCAUAUAAGAACGGAGAGAACUGAGAAGUUCGCUAGAAUAACUCAGGACCUUGUAAGCUGUAAGUGUCCUUAAACUGUAGAAAGUGAUCAUCAGAAUGGCCAUGAAUGGUCGCAAAAGUGCCCUCGUUGUUCUGCUGUGUUUUAAUUGGGUCAUUGGCAUUGUCGUGGCUCGAGGAAUUGAAGAUUAUUGGUCCAAACGGGCUAAUUUAAUUCACGCCGAGAAGAAAAUUGCCUUCGGAGGAGAUAUUUCUCUAACCAAGAAUGAAAUGCUAACUAAUCGUACCCUCAUGUCUGCGAAACUCAAGGAAAUUCAAGAGGGCUUUUCAGAUCCGAAUAAAUUUUUUCCUCGAGCAAAUUUCCUCACAGUGAAGAAUAAAAUAGAAAAAUCGAAGGUAUUCCAAAUAAUAAAAAAAAUGCCGAAAGGAGCUCUACUUCAUGCACACGAUCUUGGAACAGUUUCUCAUGAAUUCGUAUUGAGGAAUCUCACAUACCGUUCUGAUCUUUACGUAUGCCAAUCUGAAGGUGGAUUGAAACUUAUGUUUUUCAAGACUCCUGGAAAAAAUUGUCAUUGGGAAUUGCUGAGUGAGUUGAGAAACACUCCUGCAAAAGAAAUUCAAAUCAAUAAACGAAUUUUAGAAGAAAUGACGAUGAUGACUGACAAUCCGGCCAAGGCUUAUCCAGAUGGGGAUGCGGCAUGGGCGAAAUUUCAGAGCCUUUUCAGCUUUCUAUUUCCAUUUAUUACAUACAAGCCUGUUUUUGAAGACUACUUCAACCAAUUACUGCAGGAAAUUUAUGACGACAAAGUAUUAUAUUUGGAGUUAAGGACAGUUUUGCCGGACAUAUUUGAUCUAUCUGGUCGAGUUUAUAAAAGUUUGGAAGUGAUGCAGAUUUUAAACAGCCUAUCACAAAAAUUCGUUGCAGAACAUCCUGACUUUUUGGGUAUUAAAAUAAUAUAUGCACCUAUGAGGCAUCUUAACCAGAAUGAAUUGAAGAAACAUAUAGAAAAUGCUGAACUGAUUAAAGAAUCGUUUCCAGAAUUUCUUGCUGGAUUCGAUUUGGUUGGGCAUGAGGAAAAAGGGGGGACUUUGAGGGAGUUUGCAGAGCAGUUACAAGUUCUUGGGCAAAAAAUGCCAUUCUUCUUUCAUGCAGGUGAAACUGAUUGGUAUGGACUCAGUACUGAUGAAAAUUUAAUUGAUGCAGUUUUACUAAAUGCCAAGAGAAUAGGACACGGUUAUGCCUUACUGAAACAUCCCAAAGUAAUGGAAAUUGUAUUGGAAGAGAAGAUCGCAAUUGAAGUAAAUCCAAUUUCGAACCAAGUUUUAAAUCUCGUUGACGACCUCAGAAAUCAUCCAGCGAGUAUUUUAUUCGCAGAAAAUUAUCCAGUAGUUGUUUCAUCUGACGAUCCUGGUCUCUGGGGUGCAAAAGCUUUGAGCUACGAUUUUUACGAGGCAUUUAUGGGUCUAAUGUCCGGUAGUUCUGAUCUCAGAGCACUAAAAAAACUAGCAAUAAAUUCACUUUUAUACAGUACAAUGAGUGAUAAAGAACAGUCAAAAGCUAUCCAGAUUUUCCAAAAACAGUGGGAAGAUUUCCUUCUCGAUGUAGCUGAAAUGGAAAACAAAGAGUUUCGACUGUCUAAUAAUAGUGUUGAUUAAAAAGAGUACAAUUUUUAGUCUUGCGAAAUGAAGAGAUUUUUAAAAAUAGAAUAUUUCUUGAAAUUGAUUUGUUCUGCAUGUUCAAGUGAAGAUCAAGUAAGUCGAAUCUGAAAUUAGUGACAUUGGAUUUAGUGUUACCGAGAAUUGACGCCGUACCGGAAGGAUCGAUGAGGGUUGCUGCGGGGGAAUUUCGAUGUUUACUCAGGCGUGAAAAAUAGGGAGAAACAGGAGAGAGGCAAAACAGUUCUUAGCCUCUGAAUUUAUGGUCACCGUCAGUCCCAUAACCAACACUAAAUCCAGAUUUGACUGUAAUGUAAAGGUUCUUGUGAUCGCAUCACUUUUAUCUCUUCCAGAAUGGAUUAGUGUGCGUUCACGGAAAAAAAAACUGGGGAUAAGAAGCGUUGUAAUUGCUCGAGCUAAACUUUCCGUGACUCUAAGCCUGUAACGUUCUGCCCCUAGCGGAUUCCGCCAGAGAUAUAUGCGAUUCAUCUCGGAAAGCUUACUUCAGCUUGGUAUACCCUCCUUAACUUUAUGCCGCUUGACCUGCAACAUUGCAUACCCCCAGUUUUUGUUUUACUUUUUAAAAACUAAUUUUGGGUUACCAAAGUACGGUUUGAAAGAAAUUACUUCACACAAUUUAAAGAUAUUUCUAGAAAUUAUAUUGACAAUUAUGUAUAGAACUAUAGAUAUAAGAUGCUGUGAAUUCUAUCUAGUGUUUACACUUUGUUUAAAUUUCCCAUUUUAUGGUGCUCAUUUGAUGAGGACUUUUCUUCCUAAUAGAGGAAGUCAAAAUAAAAAAAUGCAAACAUGUUAAUCAAAAUGUCUCGAA